Messenger RNA from Cryptotermes secundus, 874 nucleotides. RefSeq names its product cyclic AMP-responsive element-binding protein 3-like protein 4. Gene Ontology annotation, molecular function: RNA polymerase II cis-regulatory region sequence-specific DNA binding; DNA-binding transcription factor activity, RNA polymerase II-specific. Gene Ontology annotation, cellular component: nucleus. Lineage: Eukaryota; Metazoa; Arthropoda; Insecta; Blattodea; Kalotermitidae. The transcript is spliced from 3 exons. The record is from RefSeq and is a predicted model, not a curated record. Bases 19 to 456 code for a protein of 145 amino acids. Gene Ontology annotation, biological process: regulation of transcription by RNA polymerase II.
AGCCCGUCUGGAGAUGUAAUGGAGUUGUUUCUCAACUUAGAGGAGCUAUUGGAUGUUGGGCUUGUGCCUGCUGCAAGUGCAGCGGAAGCAGAAGUACCAACACCACAGCAUUCCGAACUUCAUUUAACACCUGAAGAGAAACAACUACUAGAGAAAGAAGGCAUCACACUCUCUUCUCAUCCUCUCACACAAGCUGAAGAGCGUAAACUUAAGAUGAUUAGAAGAAAAAUACGCAAUAAAAUAGCAGCAGGGGAUUCACGCAAGAGAAAAAAGGAAUACCAAAAUGCCUUGGAAGAGAGGAUGAAUGAGGAAGUGGGCUGGUAUGUAGGGCUUACAGUAGAAGUAAUGGUGGCCAUGGUGUUUUCCAAUGGGAGUGAACCUUGUGGGCAAGAAGGGUUGGAGAAGACUUGCAGCCAAACUGCGUGGGUGUAUCCAUCUUGGUUGAAGUUGUGGUGAUAUCUGUUUUGACAGAUUCCCUGACUAUCUAAAAGUAAGUAAAGUAAAGCUGUCCCUGUAACAGGCCGUGAAUGCCCAUAGGGUUGUGUAACGUUGAGGGUCCCACUUUAUCAAGACAGUCGGCUCAAAGAUGGGGGUAAGUUUGUCAGCCCUAAGCGCCGGCCACGCUGUGUACUUAUAAAGCGGGUGCCCAAAAAUAAUGUGAGUAGAACAAGAAUUUCUAUCUUAAAAUUAGAUUUUAAAACACUGUGCGCAUGUGUGGGCUGUGCGUACCCAUACGGUGUCGCACGGCCACUCGGCUACACUUUAAAGGUCUGCAUACGGUGUCGCUAGGCUCUUAAAGGUUAACAGUUCCGUUGCACCUAUUCUGCUCCAGCCCUUCUUCUUAACCACAUAGCCCCUUUUCAUUGGAAAACAC